AUCAAAUAAUAAAAAUCUAACAAAAAUGCGGAAAAAGUUUGUUUUAAUGGCCACAUGUAUACGAAACAUUACAGUACGUUAAUAUCUAAUGUUUGGAGGUGCUCCAGUCUCCAAGGCAUCAAGUCUCAAGUGUCCAGGCAAAUUAAAAACAUCGAAAGAAAAUGAUACUGAAAUACCAAUAAUCGAUAAAGCACAUACUCAUCCUCCAGACACGCAUGAAGUUGAAGUCAAUAAAUGCUUAGCGCGAAUGAAACAUAAGGCAGCAACUACGUCAACAAAUCCAGAUUUACUGUGAAGAACUUGGAAGCUUGGAUAAUGAAACUCGAGCUAGGAUGCCACCAGAAACAAUCACUAAAAGAACUCUUCGAAAUCAACGGUCAAAAAAUAAUUUAAAAGAACCCAGACAUUUAGAAGAUUGUAUAAUCAUUAAUCGAAGCUGUAUAGGUGACUGGGCACUCGCAAAUGAUGGACUUAGAUUAUUACUAAAAGAUAGUAUAGAAGAUCAAUUUGAAGACAGAGUUAUCAUAUUCGCCACUGAUGAAGGGUUAAAACAUCUCACCGAGGCGGAAACAUGGAUGUUUGAUGGUAACUUUGCAUUGGCACAUUCUAUUUUUCAACAAUUAUAUGUAAUAAGAGUCAAAAUUCAUGAUUUAUAUAUAACUAGUAACUACAGUAUAUUGUUUGUUAGAAAAAAACGCAAACUACUUAUGAAUAUAUGUUACAAUCGUUACUUAAUGCAUGCCAUAAUCAAAACUUGUACCCAGACCCUAUUAAUGUUCAUAUUGACUUUGAAAAGGCAGCUAUAAAUGCAGUCACAUCUAUAUUAGGUGAACAUGUAAGUAUAAAAGGUCGUUUUUUCAUUUAACGCAAAGUACUUAUAGGAAAAUACAAUGCCUUGGUUUAGUAAAUUUAUACAUGGAGAAUGAGAAUUUUAGUAUGUUUUGUAGAAAAAUUGAUGCUCUAGCUUUUUUACCUAUUGACGAUGUUCCAGCUGGAAUGGACUACAUGAAAAGUAAUAUGCCAAAUGAGGCUAGAGAACUAGUGAAUUAUUUUGAUCAAACUUAUAUUUCGGGAAUAAAUAGACCAAUUGGAAUUUCACGGCCAGGUAAAAAAACUAAAUUUCGAAAUAUUCCCCCAAUCUUCCCACCUGCUAAGUGGAAUAUACACGAAACAACUAUUAAAAGUGCAGAGCGUACUAAUAAUCAAACAGAAGGAUUUAAUCAUCGAUUUUCUAAACUCGUUGACUCUAAUCAUCCCUCUAUUUGGACACUGAUUAAAAAAAUUAGAUUAGAGAUAGAUUCAGAUAGCACUGAAAUAGAUCAAUUUGAUAUAGGU
Messenger RNA from Myzus persicae (green peach aphid), 1335 nucleotides. RefSeq lists its product as uncharacterized. The record is from RefSeq and is a predicted model, not a curated record. NCBI's taxonomy places the organism in Eukaryota, Metazoa, Arthropoda, Insecta, Hemiptera, Aphididae. The coding region runs from base 333 to 806 and encodes 157 amino acids. The transcript is spliced from 2 exons.